Molecule: messenger RNA, 568 nt
Organism: Acanthocheilonema viteae
Lineage: Eukaryota; Metazoa; Nematoda; Chromadorea; Rhabditida; Onchocercidae
Source: the annotation of a GenBank genome assembly
AUGGCGGAAUCUUUGCCUGGAACCUCUGCUGAAACAUCUACAAAAGAUGAAACUGAUCCUGAAUUGACAUUCAUAAAUUUCAGCCGUAGUGUAGACAGAUUGGUUGCUGGCGGAGAUUAUGGUUUUGCAGUCUAUAAAACAAGGCCUGAUGAUGUAACACCACGUUUAAUAUUUGAAAUGAGCAGACAACCGAUGCAGAAAGACUAUAUGACGUUUGUGAAUGAUGUCCUAUUGGUUGAAAGUUUUCCACCAAUACAUAAGUUUGCAGUGGUAUUUGGAAAAAUUCCGCAAACACUUUAUUUUUAUGAUGCUGUCUUGAAAGAUUGUACCAGUUCAACUCAUUUUGCUCAAAAAAUCCUCAAUGUGAAAGCAUGCACAUCGAUAAUAGCUGUCGGUCUCGAGAGCGAAAUACAUUGUUUUCGUAUACAUACAAGUAACUAUGAAGAUCUAAAAAGUUAUGUUAGGCUUAUAAUUCAUCGGGCUCCACUCAACUUUUCACUACUAAUGGAUUUAACAGGCGAAGAAAAACCCCGUUUAGUUUAUCCCGAUUCUGAAACUGAAGGUUUAG